Molecule: messenger RNA, 1233 nt
Organism: Chondrus crispus (carragheen)
Lineage: Eukaryota; Rhodophyta; Florideophyceae; Gigartinales; Gigartinaceae
Exons: 2
Coding region: 1-1233 (410 amino acids)
Biological process (GO): DNA integration
Molecular function (GO): nucleic acid binding
Source: RefSeq, a predicted model, not a curated record
AUGAGAUUUCAAGGCGUGUAUCGCGUCAGCGGAACCCCAGUCUAUCCUUCACAACACGUGGCAUGUGCAGCUGUGUUUUCCAAGAGCAAGGACGGAAAUCGUGAAGAUGAGAAUGCAGAGAGUUCCGGUAUCAAGCUUUGGCAUGCACGUCUAGGGCAUGUAAAUACGGACAGUAUCAAGGAGCUAUCUCGUGUGGAAGCUGUCCGCGGCCUUGAUUUGAUGACGCGGAAGAGUAAGAAAGGAGCGUGUGGCAGUUGUGUUAAAGGAAAACAGACCAAAGAAAUACUGCGUACAAAUAAUUCGCGGUCUGACGAUCGGUGUGCAGUAGUUCAUACAGACGUCUGUGGGCCAAUGUCCGUCCCAUCGUUCUCUGGCGCUCGAUAUUUUGUUUCCUUUAUUGACGACUACUUGCAAGAGAAGGGAAUCGAACACACGACAUCUCCACCAUUUUCUCCGAAUCACAACGGAAUCGCUGAAAGAGCCAAUCGUACUAUUGUUGAAUGUGCUACGACUAUGCUGGAACACGCAUCUCUACCAAAAACAUUUUGGGCUGAGGCAGUUGUACACGCGGCAAAAAUUCGAAACAACUUCUUUUCUCCAAGGAAGGGCAGGAAGACGUCGUAUGAACUUAUGUGCGGUCGCGUCCCAGAUGUGUCCUAUUUUCGGAUAUUCGGAUGUCUGGGCUGGCGUCAAAUUCCAAAAGAACUCCGCCGAAAGCUAGACGUUAAAUCCGAACUGGGGAUAGUUGUCGGCUGCCUAGAAAAUAGGCAGUCUAAGUUAGGGAUACCCUCAAGAAGGGUUGCGGUACUGUCGAGGGACGUCAUUGUACACGAAGAUCAUUUCCCUGGAGAAGACCAAGUUUUAGAAUGCCCAGAUUCUGCACCACCCCUUGUUGAUGAAGGAAACACAAAGGGUAAGAAGAGAAGUGUCUCUGCCGGAAUUUUCGGGUCCCCCAGGGCUGUUUCCGCCCCAACUGGUCCCACAGGAAAUCCUGGCAGUGAAGAAAUGGCGGAGAUACCACAACAUGAACCGGUUCUGUCAGGCGAGCAGCUUGAGGCACUUACGUACUAUCCUGAGAAACCAGAUGUGACCAGCAGUGACACCGAAGAACCCGAAAGGACAGACCAAAGUGGACAGCCUCGUUACCCCCGCCGUGAACGUCGGCCACCACUGCCGUACUCUCCACAGGCGAACAUAGCAAGUGCUUUUGCGAUGAUGGAUGCUGUAGCAUAA